Daldinia caldariorum is the source of this 1566-nucleotide messenger RNA. RefSeq names its product cytochrome P450 52E1. Gene Ontology annotation, molecular function: heme binding; monooxygenase activity; iron ion binding. Lineage: Eukaryota; Fungi; Ascomycota; Sordariomycetes; Xylariales; Hypoxylaceae. The coding region runs from base 1 to 1566 and encodes 521 amino acids. The transcript is spliced from 3 exons. The record is from RefSeq and is a predicted model, not a curated record.
AUGGUUCUGUCGGCGGCACUGGCGCUCGAUAUCCUCUACCUGCGACCCGGGGCCCUGUCAAUGGGACAACAGGGGCUCGCGGUCUUGCUAUUACUUCUGGGCUGGUUCGUACAGACGUCCUUGGGGGGGACGCAUCGGUAUUAUGCGGGGAUGAUACGGAACGGAUGCUCGCUCCCGCCGACCUUCCCAAACGACCCUUUCGGAGUGCGCUUCCUCCUGAAAGCGGCGCAGCACAUCAAGUCGAACACGCUGCUCGCGGCCUGGAACGAUCUCUUCCGCACGCUAGGGCACACCUUGAAGCAUCGCGUAUUCCCUGGCCCGGGAGACACGAUUAUGACGGAUGAGCCCGACAACGUGCGCGCCGUGCUCGUUACUCGCUUCGACGACUGGGAUCUUCCUGACCUACGUAUGAAAGCCUUUCUCCCUGUCCUUGGCCAUUACUCCAUCUUUACCUCUAAUGGGGAUGCCUGGAGGCGGGCAAGAAGUGCAUUGCGCCCCGCGUUUGUCCGCGAUCAAGUUGCUGAUCUCCGGUGCCUUGAUCGCCACGUCGCCAAACUUAUCGCGGCCAUUCCGCGGGAUGGCAGUCCCAUUGACUUACAAGCUAUGUUUUCCAUGCUAACUACCGACACUAUAUCCGAUUUUAUGUUUGGACGGUCGACCGACAUCCUCGGCAACGCGCCCGAGGAUGGCCUACGGUUUGGUCGCUGUUUCGAUGUGUGCAUGCAAAAGGUUGCCAACCGGGCUAGGCUUGGCUGGAUAUCAAUGCUUUUUCGCGAUCGCGAGAUGGACGAAUGUGCGGCUUUUAUGAAUGCAUACGUGGAAAAGUAUGUCGCAGAAGUAAAGGCCGAGCAAGGCGAGAAAAGCGAAGAAGAGAGAGAAAGCAAGAGAUACAUGUUCCUGAACGAAUUGCUUCGAACCGGCGAGCCGGAUGAAGUCAUUCGCGAUCAUCUCCUGAGCAUAUUUACAGCCGGGCGAGACACUACGACGAGUGUACUGUCAUACCUCUUCUUCGAACUUUCCCGAAGACCGAAUGUAGUCGCGGCUAUCCGGCGUGAGAUUGAAGAACUGAACUUGGAAAACGAAAGAGACCUUCCAGCCUGGGAAAGUCUGAGAUCCAUGAAAUAUCUGAACUGGGCCAUUAAAGAAGCGUUGCGACUCAACCCGCCUGUAGCGACCAAUUCCCGCGAAGCCGUGCGCGACACCAUUCUACCUACUGGUGGCGGACCAAACGGAAAGUCACCCAUCUUUGUAGCCAAGGGUACGAUACUCAGGUACAUACCUUGGGCAUUGCACCGGCGUAAGGACAUCUAUGGCGACGAUGCCGAUGAGUUUCGUCCCGAACGCUGGGAGAUCUUAAGAACUACUUUCGAAUAUGUCCCUUUUAAUGCUGGGCCACGCAUCUGUAUUGGCCAACAAUUCGCCCUUGCGCAGCUAGCCUUGGUCACAUUUCGACUCCUACAAGCCUUCGAGAAGAUUGAGCGAAAGGAUGACAGGCCACUUAUCCAAAAGUUCGGCGUCAAUACUUCGCUGCUGCACGGAUGUUGGGUUAGCAUGACGUCUGCGUGA